UUGAUUUUUCGGGGUUAAUUUUAAUUUUCCAUCCUUUAAACCAGGGUGAAAUGUAAUUAAUGGCAUUCUGUAGUUUAUUUCUUGCAUCUUAAGUGAGUAGCAGUCAAGUUAGGUUACUGAAAUACUGAAUGUUUUUCCGUCAUUAAAGAUGUACGGAUCACCUGAUCAUUGUGCGUUUGUCUGUAUGUGUUCGUAAAGUGAAAUAAAUUGUAUAUUAAACGAAGAUGGAUUUCGACUCAAAAAAAGUUACUAAUUUAGUGCAGACUUACAUGUUCUGGGAGAUGUGUAUAAAUCAUUUUUAAGAGCACAUGCAGAUCCUUACGGAACACAAACCUCGUGUGUGAAAUUUAAGAGUUUAUUUAACAGAAAACGUAAUUUAAACAAGCAUAUGCUAAUUCGCAUUGGAGAGAAGCCUGAUGUGAGUUUAGUGCGUAAGAAGACAUUUAGUUAAAUUAUUAAGUUAGACUAGCAUUUUCUUUUUCACAGACAAACCACCAAUUUAAGCAAGCAUAUGCUAAUUAACAGAGGAGACAUGCCUUCAUAUGUGUGUGAAGUAUGUCAGAAGUCAUAUACUCGAAAGUAUAAUUUAAAGCAGCAUAUGUUUACUCACACCGGAGAGAAGUCUCAUAUGUGUGAAGUAUGUAAGAAGUCAUUUAGUCAGAAGGGUAAUUUAGACACUCAUAUACUUAUUCACUCAGGGAAGAAACCUCAUACAUGUGAAGUAUGCAAGAUGUCAUUUAGUCAGAAGGGUUCUUUGAUCACUCAUAUGCUUAUUCACACAGGAGAGAAACCUCACAUGUGUGAAGUAUGUAGGAAGUCAUUUAAACACAAGUUUACAUUAAACAGUCAUAUGCUUAUUCACACAGGAGACAAGCCUCAUGUAUGUGAAGUAUGUAAGAAGUCAUUUCGUCUUAAGUCUAGUUUAACCAGUCAUAUACUUACUCACACAGGAGAGAAACCUCAUGUGUGUGAAGUGUGUAAGAAGUCAUUUAGUCAUAAGGGUAAUUUAUCUGCUCAUAUGCGUAUUCACACAAAAGGACAACCUCACGUGUGUGAAGUAUGCAUGUUGUCAUUUAGUCAGAAGCUUUAUUUGAGUAGACAUAUGCUUGUUCACACAAGAGGGAAACCUCAUGUGUGUGAAGUGUGCAAGAAGUCAUUUAUUAGCAAAGGUAAGUUAAAUGCUCAUUUGCUUAUUCACACAGGAGAGAAACCUCAUGUCUGUGAGGUAUGUAAGAAGUCAUUUAGUCAUAAGCCUCGUUUAGAUGCUCAUAUGCUUAUUCACACAGGAGAAAAACCUUAUAUGUGUGACGUAUGUAAGAAGUCCUUUAGAAAGAAGGGUUAUUUGAAAAGUCAUAUGCUUUUUCACACAGGAGAGAAGCCUCAUGUGUGUGAAGUUUGUCAGAAGUCAUUUACUUUGAAGCUUGAGUUAAAUAGACAUAUGUUUGUUCACACAAGAGAGAAACCUCAUGUGUGUAAAGUAUGUAAUAAGUCAUUUAGCCUCAAGGAUUAUAUGAAGUAUCAUAUCCUUAUUCACACAGGAGAGAAAACUCAUGUGUGUGAAGUAUGUAAGAAGUCAUUUUGCCUGCAGCGGUCUUUAAACAGCCAUAUGCUUAUUCACACAGGAGAAAAAUGUCAUUUAUGUCAAGUAUGUAAGAGGUCAUUUAGACAUAGGAGUUCUUUAAGGAUUCAUAUGCUAACUCACACAAGAGAAAAACCUCAUAUGUGUGAAGUAUGUAAGAAAUCAUAUAGACACAAGCAGGCUUUGAAGAAUCAUAUGCGUAUUCACACAGGAGAGAGACCUUAUAUCUGUGAAAUAUGUAAGAAGUCAUUUAGGGUUAAGGACAUUUUAAACGAUCAUAUGCUUAUUCACUCAGUUGAGAAACCUCAUGUGUGUGAAGUAUGUAAGAAGUCAUUUCGUCGUAAAGAGGCUUUAACCACGCAUAUGUUUAUUCACACAGGAGAGAAACCUCAUGUGUGUGAAGUAUGUAAGAAGUCAUUUAGUCACAAGCAUUAUUUAAAGAGACAUAUUAUUAGUCACACAGGAGAGAAACCUUAUAUCUGUGAAGUAUGUAAGAAGUCAUUUAGUCAGAAGCUUUAUUUAAAUAGACACAUUCUUAUUCACACAGGAGAGAAACCUUAUACAUGUGAAGUAUGUAAGAAGUCAUGUAGACAAAAGGCUCAUUUAUAUAGUCAUAUGCGUAUUCACAGAGGAGAGAAGCCUCAUGUUUGUCAAGUAUGUAAGAAGUCAUUUAUUCAAAAGAGUUUUUUAGAUACUCAUAUGCUUACUCACACAGGAGAAAGUCCUCAUCUGUAAAAUGUCCUUGUGAGGAAUGUAAGAAAUCAUUUAGUCAGAAAGGUAAAUUUAACAGGCAUGUGCAUACUCACAGAGCAGAGAAGUAUGAAGUAUGUAAAAAUUCAUUUUUAGUAAAGGAUGAGUAAAAUAUGCAUAUCCACAGAAGAGAGAAAUAUGUCAUAUUAUGUAUGUAACAAUUCAUUUGGAUAGUAGAAUAAUUUGAAGACAUAUAAGAAAGCACACAAGAAGAGAAACAUUCUACCUUUUGAGGAGAUGUUAAAUUAUUAUCAUACUUUCAUUAUCAGUGUAAUAAUGAUUUGUCCAGCAGCAAAGAGAGUUCUUUUUUUGACGACAAGUGAGUUUCAACAGAUGUCAGUAUUUAGUGGUAGAAAAAUUCUUGGAAUUUAGAGAGGCGUUCAGUAGUAGAACUUUAGAUUUAAAGGUAUUCGAACAUGUGAUAUAACAGGUACUGCUGACCCUGUGUGCUGUUUGUAAAUUGUCAUUUGAUACAAGUAAGAAAUAAACCAUUUAUUUCUUUCUAAACAACAACAAAACAAAAAAAACUUCAUUUGUGCAGGAUAUAUAUCGAGUGUUUUUUACGUAACAGAUGAGUAACAGUUCUAUGAGUAGAUGGUUACUUAUAGAACUACUAACUUGAAGCUACAUUUGCUACUAUCCUGUCCUAAAGGGCCUAAAGUUGUUUAUACCAAACUUGAUUGAACAGCUCUUAUUUAGAAUCUGCUUGAUGUGUUUUGCAAUUCUUUCACCUUUUCCCAAAUUUGAGUGCUUGAUGCUGGGUUCUAAUUUUCACAGUUUUUGUAUAACUCGUGUUCAGUGUUACAUUUGUGACUUACCAAAAUGCAUUUUGUUAAUCAUAUGCUUGUAACCACUUUGAUAUAAUUCUGAUACUGAAUUCUGAAGCAUGGCUAAAUAUUUAAUCCCGUAUAUGUUUUAUUGUGAUGAAAUACCAAAGAACUGCAGUUAAAUUACAUAGUUCCAUUUUUUUUUAACAUCCUUUUUAGCUAAGUAGAGGUAUUAUUGGCAAAUAUUAUUCUCAGUAUUACUAUCAAGCUUCAAUAUGAAAUGUGUCAAGUGACAUUCACAAAGCCAGGAUAGUGGUAUAACAUAUUAUACUGGUAAAGAAAAAUAUAUUCAGUCAAUCCAGGACCAAAUAAAGCAAACUGAUGAGAGUGAAGUACCUAAGAAGAAAUUUGAAGGAAUGAGUCACUACGGAAAUAUCAUUUUCAAGCAGCAUUCAUCUGAAGGUGAUACUUAACGUACGCUAAAGUUUUAAACACUUGUUUGCACUGGCAAAAUUCUGAGUCUGAGAAUGGACAAAACCUGAAACUGAACAGGUAAAUUGAUUCUCAGCCUGAGCUGGAACAUGUAUAACUUGAUGACUCCAUUAAUGUAAUGUGAACAACUGCUUUUGAAUGUUUAUUUGGCCGGACUGAUAUAAACAUGGAAAAUGUAAAACUUUGUGAUAUGAAGAUUUGUUCAGAUAGAGUCGUGCAUGUUAUCAGGAGGUAUUUUGUUGACAUUGCAUGCUGUGCAAUAUGGUACAAAAUUCAACAUUAGAUUUUAAAUGUUCCAAAAGUGUACUUAUAUGCUAUUUUAUAUGAUAAAAAACUAAAAAUUUCUCAAACUAAAAGCAAUAUUCCUUUACUUGUUAUUUGUAAUUUGCUGCAGAGAUAAAAAAAUGUUUUAUGUAAAUUGAGCCUGUCUUUUAGACUGAUGGUUGUAUGUAAAAAUAUCAGUUUACUAGGCCAUAAUUAAUGCUAUGUAAUAUAUAUAUUUAUAUAAGUAUACAGAGAAUGUUGUUUAUGCAAUAUAUUUAAUGAAAGCAAUACAAAGAUGUGAUAUAUGAAUUGAGAUAUCCAAUAUAAUUUCAUUUUGAAUUUAAGUACUUAUAGAAAUAAAAAAGUAUUUUUACAUUUAAUUACAUAGAUUUCUGGCCAUAUUUAAAAUGAUAUUCAUUAGUAUUUAUUACAUAUGCUUAUUUGGCUUGUAUUCCUUUUGCUUAUUCUAAUUGUUUUUAAUUUGAUUAAAAAUCCAUAGCUUAACUUCCAUUCCAUUUCCUCUGUAAUUUCACUAAAUGUACUUGAACUGCAUUUUUCACAUUUUGCAGUGAAACUUAACCGUUUGACUGCUAUGCGGCACAAAAGCGCUGCCUUCAUUUGUCUUGAAAACUGCGACACAGUUAGUUAUUUUAGAAUGCACUUGUGUUACAAAGUAUGCGUGAGGUCAGACUAUGUUCACAUCCAUGGAGCAACAAAGACACACUGAAACUCGCAGCGCACCUGCGCUGCGUUGCGGUUUUCGACACAAAUGAAUGCAGCGCUUUUGCACCACAUAGCAGUCAAACGGUUAAUACAUUUUAAUUGUAAUUAUCCAGUGUCACAGGAUUUCAGCGCCAAACUCUAAUAUAUUGUGAUACCUAGGAGUUCCAAAUUUUAAAAAAAUGAUUAAAAAUAUUUAUACUUAUUUGGAUAAUUUCUUGACUUUAAUUUUGCCUUAACAAUCAGGUAUAUUUAACUAUUCGAUCACAUACUGAAUGGGAAAGGACUUUGUAUCCAAGAAGAGCAAAAAAGUUUUUUUUUUUUUUUUUUUAAUUUUUUGGCAUUAUCCAUUUUUUUUUCCCUAAGUUAAAGUACUUUAAAGUAAUGCAAUCAUCCCAUAUGAUUGCAUCUUGUAUAAUCUCAAAUUAAUGUGGUAAAAUCUGAUGUAUAUUUUUUUAUUUGUAUAUUUUUCUAUCAAUUUUGCAAUGAAUUAAAUACUUUUCUUUCUAA
Stegodyphus dumicola is the source of this 5082-nucleotide messenger RNA. RefSeq lists its product as uncharacterized. The record is from RefSeq and is a predicted model, not a curated record. NCBI's taxonomy places the organism in Eukaryota, Metazoa, Arthropoda, Arachnida, Araneae, Eresidae. Gene Ontology annotation, biological process: regulation of transcription by RNA polymerase II. Gene Ontology annotation, cellular component: nucleus. Gene Ontology annotation, molecular function: DNA-binding transcription factor activity, RNA polymerase II-specific.